Messenger RNA from Coccomyxa subellipsoidea C-169, 339 nucleotides. RefSeq lists its product as hypothetical. The record is from RefSeq and is a predicted model, not a curated record. The coding region runs from base 1 to 339 and encodes 112 amino acids. The transcript has 3 exons. Lineage: Eukaryota; Viridiplantae; Chlorophyta; Trebouxiophyceae; Coccomyxaceae.
AUGCCGGCGCGGAGCAAGCGCUGCGAGCGCUCGGCGCGUGUGGAUGCGCCCUUCUUUGACGCGGAGUGCCGCCAGCUAAAGCGUGAUUUGCGCGCCCGCGCUCGGCGCGGGGGCGACCCCACCGAGCUUCGUGCCCUUGAGCGUCUCUACCACAACACAAAAUUGCAAAAUGGCCGUGCCACUGGGGUGCAUGGCUUGCCGGCCGAGCUGUUCCGGUAUGCAAAGAAUGAGAAGGAGCCCGGCAUGCCUCCCCCCGAGAACAUUCUGGGGCCUGCGCUCGUUGCUGUGUUGAACUCUGCUUUUGUGGCUGGGCAAGCGGGGCAUGAGUCUGCCCUCUGA